AUGCGUCAUCUAGUUUCCAUCAAGGACCUUACUGACAAAGAGUUCCAAGUUCUGGUCGACCGCGCCGAAUACUACAAGAAAACGUUCAAGUGCGGGGACCUGAGCGCAGCACAGAAAAAUCAUGUAAAACUGCUUGGCAAGACCGCUGCUCUCAUUUUCUCUAAAAGAUCCACCAGAACCAGGGUUUCGACAGAGGGUGCGCUCUCGUUCUUCGGUGCGCAGCCAAUGUUCCUGGGCAAAGACGACAUCCAGCUGGGCGUGAACGAGUCGUUCUACGACACAACUAGAGUAGUAUCGUCAAUGGUCUCUUGCAUCUUCGCACGUGUCAACAAGCAUUCUGAAAUCCAGGAACUUACGAAACACUCGAGCGUGCCUAUCAUCAACUCCCUGUGUGACAUGUUCCACCCGCUGCAAGCCAUUUGUGACAUCCUGACCAUCAAAGAGCAUCUAGACUAUACAAAGAACAAGCUCAAGGUGGCAUGGAUCGGUGAUGCCAACAAUGUUAUCAAUGACAUGGCGAUCGCAUGCCUGAAAGUCGGUAUCGACGUUUCUAUUUCCACCCCUUCGGGAAUUGAAAUGGACCCCGAAAUCAUCAAGGCUGGGCAGGAAGUGGCAAAGGCUAACGGUUCGAAACUGAUCGUUACCCACAGCUCCACAGAAGCCGCGACUGGCGCCAACGUGCUGGUCACUGAUACCUUUAUCUCGAUGGGCGAAGAGUACGCCAGAGUCGCUAAACUCAAGCAAUUCCAGGGCUUCCAGAUAAAUUCUGAGCUGUGCUCAUACGCGGACCCUAACUACAAAUUUAUGCAUUGUCUGCCAAGACACCAUGAAGAAGUGACUGACGACAUCUUCUACAGUGACCACUCGAUUGUGUUUGAUGAGGCCGAAAACAGACUGUAUGCAGCCAUGGCUGCAGUAGACGUGUUUGUCAUAAAUAAAGGAAACUUCAGUGCUGGUCCUGAUGAUAUUCUUAAUUAA
Messenger RNA from Lachancea thermotolerans CBS 6340, 978 nucleotides. RefSeq names its product ornithine carbamoyltransferase (gene ARG3). Gene Ontology annotation, biological process: L-citrulline biosynthetic process. NCBI's taxonomy places the organism in Eukaryota, Fungi, Ascomycota, Saccharomycetes, Saccharomycetales, Saccharomycetaceae. Bases 1 to 978 code for a protein of 325 amino acids. Gene Ontology annotation, molecular function: amino acid binding; ornithine carbamoyltransferase activity. The record is from RefSeq and is a predicted model, not a curated record. The transcript has a single exon. Gene Ontology annotation, cellular component: mitochondrion.